UAGUGAGUCGAAGCACGAGGUUUGCGUAGCUUCCGCUUCCGGAUGGGACUGUGGAAAAAUGGCGGCGUCCAUAGCUGCCUCGGCAUUGCCAGACGCUUUGAGGCGGCUGGCGUCUGUAUGUAGCCGCAGCAUCCUGGCAUCCUCCGGACCCGGAGCUGCUUCCCUCCAGUCUGCUUCUCGAAGGUUCAAUUCACAGAGCACUUCUUAUCCACAAGGAUACGUUCCUAAGACCUCCCUGAGUUCACCGCCCUGGCAAGAAGUGGUUCUGCCAGACCCAGUUGAAGAGACCAGACACCAUGCAGAGGUUGUAAGGAAGGUGAACGAGCUGAUCGCCACGGGCCAGUAUGGCCGGCUCUUCGCUGUCGUGCACUUUGCCAGCCACCAAUGGAAGGUGACCGCCGAGGACCUGAUUCUAAUCGAAAAUGAGUUGGACAUCCAGUGUGGGGAGAGGAUUCGGCUGGAGAAGGUCCUGCUGGUGGGGGCAGACAACUUCACACUCCUCGGCAAGCCACUCCUCGGAAAGGAUCUCGUGCGAGUUGAAGCCACAGUCAUUGAAAAGACAGAAUCAUGGCCCAAAAUCAACAUGAAAUUUAGGAAAAGGAAAAACUUCAGGAAGAAAAAAAGUAAUCAUCGUGAACCCACAGACCGUCCUCCGGAUUAACACCAUUGAGAUCGCACCUCGUUUGCUGUGACCACGGAGCAGAUAGCUAAGAAGCAUAACAUAAACUCAGGUCUGCACUCAGGAUGCUGAGGCAGGGGGAUCACAAGUUCCAGGUCAGGCUGGGCUGCACAGCAAGACCCUAUCUGAUAAUAAAAACAAAUAAAGUAUUUUGUAGGAGA
Molecule: messenger RNA, 840 nt
Organism: Peromyscus maniculatus bairdii (prairie deer mouse)
Lineage: Eukaryota; Metazoa; Chordata; Mammalia; Rodentia; Cricetidae
Source: RefSeq, a predicted model, not a curated record